AUGUCUCCUCUCGGACGCCGUAGUUUCCCGGAAGUUACGGAGAAUGCACCGCGACAGUGUGUUUGUUGUUAUGCGUUUAAUUUUUUUUAUUUACCGGUUGUAGUUAUUUUCAGUCAAAGAUUGAACAUGGACAGUGAAUAUGAAGAGGAGGAACAGCUGGUUGUGGUGGAGCUCUCAGGUAUAAUCAACAACGAUUUUCUGUCCAAAUGUGGAGGCACCUGCAAGAUACUGGAUAUUGACAGUGACAGACCCAUGAUGCAGGUUGGACCUUAUGUGUUUGCAGGAGAAUAUGAGGAAGCUUUAGGUACUUGUGUGCUGUUUGAUGAGAAACCACCGAAAGGACAUGCGGAUAGUGUUCCACAGCUCAAGUAUGUGUGCCACACUGCAAAGAAGCUAAUGAUGCAACGAAUUUUCCUCACAGAAAAAAAAGUGGGAGACGCCAGCACAGGUAUCGACGACGGCGACAUGACCAAUACGUCAAGGCAAGACGACAAAGACCAACAUGGCGUAGCAGAAGAAGGAAUUGAUAGUCCCCUUUUGGGAAACUCAGCAGUUGGCAGUGGCAGUAGCAGUGAGAAUGAGCCAUGUCAAGAUUUUUCUACGCAAGAUGUCACAAAGAACAUCAUCUCCGAGGAUGAAGGAUCAUAGACGCGUCAAACAUCACAGAAACAAGGUGACUUCUCUCUUAAACGGUAAAUUAAACAGAAUGUGUCGCAUCUACUUUUCCGAUCACAUAUGCCACGUCAGAAACCAAAAUGUGUCAAACUCUCAACUGAAGAAAAACAAUGCUGUGACAUUUGACAAGAGAUGGUCUUCACACUUUUUUACGUUUUCAUGUCAUCAUGUCCUACUAAAAAUAUCCUGGAAUAUAUGUAUUGCAAGGGACACGUUAUGUCGUACAGAGGAAUUCGUAUUGUCUUCGGACUCCUGAGAUACUUAAAAGAAACCUUUUGAGUAACUCCCAAUCUUCCACUUGGAAUUUGGACUCAUUUCCUUUGGUGAAUUCAAGACUCAGGAAACAUUUAAUCAACAGAAAAGUGCAUUCUUAACAGAAAAUCAAAGUGCAAAGAUUCUCCUUUGAGAAUCAACUCCCGGUCAGGGGACCCGUGUUGGUCCGUAGGGCAUUUGGUACCAGGGGGCCGCAGUCGGACACAGUGAAAACAUGUACUUUCAGUUUUACUAAUUCUCUUAAUUCAGAAAGAACCCAGUCAUAUCCUUAUCCUUAUUUUUUCAUUAAAGAUAAUCGGACAGUGUUUCAAAUCGAUUGGUCAUUCAGACUCUGAUAUUAACAGAAUAAAGUUUUAAAAAAAAUGUUAUUUAGAAAAGUUAAUGAUCCUUCAAUGAUGGGGGUGGUAUUACUGGUCGCAUUAACGGCUGAUCUGAUCUGUCUGGUCUAUGGCACAGUGACAAGAAAUAUUUGUUCACUAGAAGGCAGUAGAUGGCCAUUAAAAAAAAUGGAAACUAGAAUAUUUUUUGUGAUACUUUGAAUUUAAACACAAUACAACAUUGACUGUAUGUAAGUUGCUCCAUUUUUUAAGGGGCAUAUUUUUAAUUUAAAAUUUAAUUUGUGUUUUGGACAUUUGUGCUAUACAAAUAAAAUUGACUUAACCUGAAUUAAUUGUGUAGCUGUUUUUAAGGUCACGUUUUCCUACCUGAGAUAUCAGAAUAUUUUUUUUUAGAAAAUGCUAACAGCUUAGGAAAUAAACACAAAAUUCCAAUUGUAUUUGUUUUAAUAAGGCAUUCUUUUCAAUUACAGAAAAUGGGCCUAUGGGAGGGCUUGGUUUACAGACGAUACACCUUACAAAAAUGUCACUCAAGUCAAUGGAAGGUCUGUUGCUUCGAUGACUGUAAAAACAUAUGUCAUAUAUAGUGUAAUAUAAAAAAGUAUCAACAGUGGUUAUUCAUGUAGCUAAGUGGGAGUGACAGUAUGAUCAAUACAAAAUAAAAAAAAA
Cynoglossus semilaevis (tongue sole) is the source of this 1952-nucleotide messenger RNA. It is a transcript of the gene gtf3c6, whose product is annotated as general transcription factor IIIC, polypeptide 6, alpha. The coding region runs from base 1 to 648 and encodes 215 amino acids. NCBI's taxonomy places the organism in Eukaryota, Metazoa, Chordata, Actinopteri, Pleuronectiformes, Cynoglossidae. The record is from RefSeq and is a predicted model, not a curated record. Gene Ontology annotation, cellular component: transcription factor TFIIIC complex. Gene Ontology annotation, biological process: transcription by RNA polymerase III. The transcript is spliced from 6 exons.